This is a messenger RNA of Loxodonta africana (African savanna elephant), 1290 nucleotides long. RefSeq names its product olfactory receptor 4K15-like. The record is from RefSeq and is a predicted model, not a curated record. Lineage: Eukaryota; Metazoa; Chordata; Mammalia; Proboscidea; Elephantidae. Bases 1 to 927 code for a protein of 308 amino acids. Gene Ontology annotation, molecular function: olfactory receptor activity; G protein-coupled receptor activity. Gene Ontology annotation, cellular component: plasma membrane. Gene Ontology annotation, biological process: G protein-coupled receptor signaling pathway. The transcript has a single exon.
AUGGACCAAGGAAAUAACUCAAGAAUGACUCAAUUUGUGUUGCACAGUCUUUCACGGCCUCGAGAGCUGCAACUUUUCUAUUUUGCAUUUUUCACACUUUUCUAUUCAUUUAUUAUGCUGGGAAACCUCCUCAUUGUGCUCACGGUCCUCUCUGAACCUACGCUACACACACCCAUGUACUUCCUGCUCAUCAACCUCUCCUUCAUCGAUGUGUGUCUGUCCACCUUUGCCACUCCCAAGAUGAUUGUUGACUUCCUUAUGGACCAUAAGACCAUCUCCUUUGAGGGCUGCAUGGCCCAGAUAUUCUUUCAUCAUGUCUUUGCUGCUGGUGAAAUGACACUCCUUGUGGCCAUGGCAUAUGACAGGUAUGUAGCCAUAUGUCAACCCCUGCACUAUGCAGCCAUCAUGAGUGUACGCAAGUGUACAGGCCUUGUCGUGGGCUCCUGGCUCAUUGGGGUCCUGCACUCAGUAAGCCAGUUGGUCUUCACAGUAAACCUUCCAUUCUGUGGUCCAAAUCAAGUGGACAGCUUUUUCUGUGACCUUCCCUUAGUUAUCCAACUUGCUUGCACUGAUACUUAUAUUAUUCAGAUACUUACACUUUUAGACAGUGAUCUAAUAGCUAUGAGCUCUUUUGUGCUCUUGCUCAUCUCCUACACACUCAUCCUGGUCACUGUGAGACGUCGAUCCUCAGUGGGUAUGGCCAAAGCUCGGGCCACCCUGACUGCCCAUGUCACUGUGGUGACCCUCUUCUUUGGACCUUGCAUCUUCAUCUAUGCCUGGCCUUUCAGCAACUUCCCAAUUGAUAAGUUUCUGUCAAUAUUCUAUACUGUUUUCACCCCUCUCUUAAACCCCUUGAUCUACACAUUAAGAAAUAAGGAGGUAAUAUCAGCAAUGCAGAAACUGAGGAGGCGACAAGUAAGUUCCUAACAGUUUCUUGGCUUUCCCUUGUGAUAAUGACUACCAUAAUAAAGGUACCUACUCAUAUCCUUUGCUAUUAAUACUAUAUUUGAAUUAUGAAAUUAAAUAGAUGGAGAUAUUUCUUGUAUCUAGGGAUGGUAUUUGUUGCAAUGUGAACUCUCACUGCAAACUAUCCAAACAUAAGGACUAAAUAGUGAAUAGCUUUGGUGAACUCAUUAACAAAAUUCAGAAAACAAACAGAUUCAUUUAGGUAACCAUGUAAAUGCAGCAUAUUUCACCAUGUCACAAACAUCAAAAUCUGGGCCCCCAAUUAAUGUUUCUUUGUCUUAGCAUAUAGAAUUGCCACUCAGUUUUAGUGGUUCAAUGACUACA